Messenger RNA from Wyeomyia smithii (pitcher-plant mosquito), 1961 nucleotides. RefSeq names its product zinc finger protein 98-like. Gene Ontology annotation, molecular function: DNA-binding transcription factor activity; zinc ion binding; RNA polymerase II cis-regulatory region sequence-specific DNA binding. The record is from RefSeq and is a predicted model, not a curated record. Gene Ontology annotation, cellular component: nucleus. The coding region runs from base 163 to 1779 and encodes 538 amino acids. Gene Ontology annotation, biological process: regulation of transcription by RNA polymerase II. The transcript has 3 exons. Lineage: Eukaryota; Metazoa; Arthropoda; Insecta; Diptera; Culicidae.
CUUUCAUUGCUUUAUGCCAUUCUACUUGAGUGUUGAGUUCUCCUUGACAGAAGCAAUGAUUGAAGAAAAGUUUUUAACAACAAUGCAUUCUUUACAUCCUGAAAUGCAAUUCUAUUGAAAAUUGUUUUUAUUACUGCGUUAAAGUUACAAGUGGAUGCAAAAAUGGACAUUCAAAAGCUUUGUCGGUUGUGUUCGUCAGAGAAUUGUGAAUUGAAGUCAUUGUUUCAGGACAAUCUUGGACAAAGCCUGCUGAAAAUAAUCUACGAAGCUCUUCGCUACACGGUUCGCGAGAACGAUGGCCUUCCAUCUAGCAUCUGUGAACCGUGUACAGUCAGCUUGACCAAUCUGCAGGGUACCAUUCGUACUUUUAGAGAAAAUGAGAAAAUUCUUCGAAGGAAGAUCUUUGGGGAAUCGUCGUUCGACUACGGUGACGGCGACAUGGGCUCUACAAUGGAGGUGGAACGGAUUGAAGUAAAUGCAGAUUUGAUGCUCAAGGGAGAGCCUGAAGAGACGGAUGAUCUGUUUCCCAUCAACGAUGCAUUAGCACCAUCUAAUGAGCUGCAAAUGCCGGUGGACGUUAUAAUCAAGCACGAAUCCAGCGAUCAAGGAGACGGCGAAGUGGACACCCUAAAACCUGAUGGUUCUGAUUCCGACGACAGCAGAAGUUCAUCAUCAACGGAAACGGAAAGUAGCAAAACGACAAAGACAGUUGUUAAAGCGAGGGCGGCUCGAACUAAAAAACCUCGCGUUUCGCGUCGGCAGCGACGACGUGAUCCUGACCGACCGAAAGUAAACGACCACAAAUGUUACAUUUGCAAAAGCGAAUCGAUGGAGUCUGCGAAAGCGUUGUUAGAACAUUUGUCGAUUCACGUAGGCUUAACGCCGUAUACAUGUUCAGAGUGUGUUAUGGAAACAAUUGUUUUAAAGAACGUACGAUCCCUGAAUCUGCAUAAAAAAAUGCACGCGCAGCCUGUGAAAUGCGAAUAUUGUGAUCGACGUUACAGCGAUCCAAGAACGCGAGACGCUCAUGUGAAAUUGCAGCAUCUGGGAGAAAAUGCUCCACUUCCCUCGACUUGUGAAAAAUGUGGCAAGGUUUGCAAAUCGAUUGCUGCUCUUAAAAAUCAUCUUAGAAAUCAUACGUUGGACAUUAGAUGUGGUUACUGCGGGAAAUUGUUCCACAAACGAAGCGUACUAUUCAAACAUGUAACCCAGGUGCACGAGAAGUCGGAGAAGUAUGAGUGCAACUUAUGCCAGAAGGUAUUGCAUUCUCUGGAUAGCUAUAAUAUCCAUCUUACGUUGCAUAGCGCAGGUAAGUUAUUCAAUUGUGACUUAUGUCCAAUGACAUUCAGUACGUUGGGUAACUUACGUUGCCACAAAAAAGUUCAUGCGAAAAAUGCUAACUACAAACCGCACAAGGAUUGGACAAGUCAUUACACCGUAACGCAAGAUCCGGAACGAGGUAAAAUUUAUACGUGCAAUCUGUGUGGUAAUACGUAUUCUGGUUCAAUCAAUACGAUCAUCAGUCAUGUAAAGUGUCAUAUAAAGGACGUUCAGUGUGAACAAUGCGGUGCCAAGUUUUCCAAUAAAAACAAACUGAAAAGUCAUUACGUGGUUCACACCCGUGAACGAAACUAUAAAUGUCAAUACUGCGGGAAGGACUAUCUCUACCGGCAGCACAUGAACUACCACAUCAAGCAGGCGCACAAGCUACCCAUUGGGGCCGCUGCAUUAACAGGUUCCAGCAGUCGGAGUGCACCGCAAAAAGAUACAACUGAGUGAACGAACCGUCUACUGACAGGCUUUUUUGUUGGUCAUUCCGAAAUCUUAUUCAUCUGUCGACUGGUGGCAUUCAAAUCUGUCGACUGGUGUCAUCUUAUGCAUAGCAACAAAAACUUCCAUUAAAAUAGAUCAUCAUACUUUAAUACACUAAUGUAGAACUGAAUUUCACUGUUUCAAUGAUG